Messenger RNA from Liolophura sinensis, 2877 nucleotides. Its product is annotated as netrin receptor UNC5B-like. Gene Ontology annotation, cellular component: membrane. Gene Ontology annotation, molecular function: netrin receptor activity. Lineage: Eukaryota; Metazoa; Mollusca; Polyplacophora; Chitonida; Chitonidae. The transcript has 6 exons. Gene Ontology annotation, biological process: netrin-activated signaling pathway. The record is from RefSeq and is a predicted model, not a curated record. The coding region runs from base 481 to 1989 and encodes 502 amino acids.
UAUGUACGUACAUAGAAGAUAGUACUUUAGUCCGCUACAAGACCAAAAUGGGAGAUCUGAAGAUCUUAACAGUUUCACCCGUAUGCAAGAGAAAAUUGUUGGACGAGAUGACACAGUUGAAGAAUUCCUUCCACUCAUUCACUCAAACAACAGGACCCACCGGUGACGUCAGCUCCAGUGCGAACAGCCCGUCAGGAACUCAUAUUUUCUCCCGUCUGCAAGAAUAUGUCGAAAAGACCUACGGUACCACACGAUGUGUGACUGACAAUAUGCUAGAGGCCAACAUUUCCAAACACAAGAAAUCAAUUGGCAAAAAAAUGGACAAAAAUGCCGAACGGAUGGAAGCAAUCUUACUUCAAUGCCCAACGUACACAAGGAACUGCGGACAGACGCCUCGCGCGUAGGCUUGGGGAUAGAGAGCUAUGAUAGCUUUGGCUCGGUUAACCAUUAGCGUGUUCGGAACAUACAAGCAUAAACAAAAUGGCGAACAAUAGCACAUCGGAAGCGUCAACGCCGCUGAGUGGAGCGGCAGUUGCCGCGAUUGUACUUGGCAUUAUCGUCGCUCUCCUCCUGGUGGUUAUUGGUGUUCUGGUGUACUGUGUGUGCAGAUAUCGAUGGAGACUGGUCUCCAGGAGUCACUCUUCCAGGACAUUGAAUUACUAUGAGACACCCAUGGAGAUUCUACCUAUUCCCCGAAGAAUGCCGGACAACGAAAACGUCGUUGACCCAUCGCCUGAGCCAGUGUUUGAUCAUGUGAUUAAGAAGACAACCGUCCAAUUAUGGGGAAGGCAAGCAACCAUUGUUGGUAACACUAAAACACUAUCACAGGUGUAUUCAGCAUCACAGAGCUACUUCUCCAAACAGGGGAAGCUGCGCAAAGAUGAGAACUUUACCAUCCCAUCUAAUCGCUUGACCAUUCACUCCGUCUUAUUCUCCACGGAUCUCCCGAAAGGUCAGUUAUCGGAUAUUCAGCUGUCUGAUAGCCAGUCAACUGUUGGCGUCCCGUCUCAACGUCCUACGUCCUACAUUAAUUUGCUCGGGCCCGGUGACACGGCAUCCGCGCACUCCCAGGUACCAUAUAUCGGCCAGAAGGAAAUCUUCAAACAUGCGGUUCUGGGUGCCACGGGAGGAUCUAUAGAACUCUCUGGGAUCAGAUUGGAAGUUCCAGAAGGAGCCCUAGCUAAAGAUAUAGAAAUUUCCAUAGGAGUCACGUGGGAUACAAAUAAAUAUCCUCCUCUUUCAACUAAGGAAGCUCUUCUCAGCCCAGUUGUAGUCUGCGAACCACUUGGUACAGUAUUUACAAAAGCGGUAAAGCUUUCCUUCCCGCAUUGUGCGUUGGACGACUUGAGAGGUUGGAUGCCAAAGUUGAUGUGUAGCCAGAAUAGGAUAGAUUCAACCCCUCACUGGAAAAUGAUGACUAUAGCUGACUAUUCUGAAAGAAGCUUUGCCAACAAAGUCGUUAGUGUUGGAAUCAAACAUUUCACCCUGUAUACGUUGGUUGCGGAGCCAAAAGCUGACCAGCGCACGGCUAAAGACGUCAAGCUUCUGGCAUUUGCUCCUCCUCUAAAAACAGGGAAACUUCAUAAAAUUAGGAUUUACUGUGUAGAAAAUUAUGAGAAAGAGCUGCAGGAUAUACAAGAGGAGGAAGUAGAUCUCGGUGGCCGACGUGUUCAUCCCAAAAAGUCUAUUUUCAUUUACAAUACCGGAGAAAACCUCUGCUUGGAGAACCAUCUGGAUUCGAGCCUCUGGAACCUGAUUGGUGACCAAUCUGUAGAGUUGCAGUAUGAGCAGAUCUGGCAUGGAUUGACUCCCAACCACGAGUUUGCCUUUACUACCAAGGCGAAUGCGGACGUUUUCCACAGUAAGUUUGUGGCGUAUCAGAAAGCGUAUGAAAGCCAAGUGUCAGGUCUUGAACAUCUCCCAGCAGGCCGAGCAAGAGGUGAGAAGAUGGCUGCUAAUCUAUUGAUGUACAAUUAUCCCCUGUAUUAACACAUCUAACUAAUUACCAUGUUCAACAGUGUUGGUUGAAAUAUCAGGGCAAAGUCAAAACACAUCGUCCGAGGUCAAAUUCUUAGAAACGUGAUGUUGUAAGAUUAAGAGUAUAGUAACUAGAAUAUCUCGUUCGAUUUUUAUUGCUGUUCCUUUAUGUAAUCAUAACUGAUAACUGUGCUCAAAUAACAAAUGUCCAGUGUUCUGUGUUACUCCUGUACAUUAAGGGAUCAAUACUUAUCUAUAUACUUUGAAUUUCAGUCGCCUUUAACAUAUUCAGAUCUGAUUCUCACUGAGUUUGUCCUGAUGAGAGGUGAAAACGUAGCAUAGUUAACAUCCACGGACUCAGGCUUGACUGUGAACUAAGGUGUGUUCAGAUUGUUAUCCAAUUUUAAACUAACAACGGUCAUUUUCAUAGCCUUGAGAUGUUAAAAUACAUGUGGGGCCUUUCAUAACUGUACGCAGCAGUAUACAGGAAAUUCUGAUGUUACUUAUACUUAAACGUCAACACCAGUAUGAUAAAUAACGACUGUUGAUACAUAACCGAUAAAAUGCCUUUAGGGCUCACAAUCUAAUGUAUUCAGUAUAUGAAAGGAAAGUUGAAGGAUUUUGUCUUAGAACAAUAGCAAAUAUAAAUUCAGUUACUCCAACAAAAAGGCGAGCAGUGCUGCCAGAGCCGGCGCAGAGAACAAGAAAAAUUUCAAAACCUAAUGCAACCAUGAACAAUUAUUCUUUAGCUAGUCACUGGAAUAUGGACAAUUGCAAUAAAUAUUAUACCUGUCGCAAUAGACAGAAACCUCUGAUAUCCUUUUGUACACGUGAAAACUCCUUUCUUCUUUUUAGAAAGCAUCAUUUUUACAUCGUUGAGUUUCAGGUGGUUAGCAAUCC